Microthlaspi erraticum is the source of this 1182-nucleotide messenger RNA. The record is from the annotation of a GenBank genome assembly. Lineage: Eukaryota; Viridiplantae; Streptophyta; Magnoliopsida; Brassicales; Brassicaceae.
AUGGCGUUUUCUAAGGCACUUUUGUUUCUUUUUCUCGUUACGCUCACUAAUUUCCGGGAGAUCGCUUGUAACUCGUCUUCAUCCACUGGAAAUGAAGAAGCUUCUUCUUCUUCUCCCUCCUCAGAGAACAAUGGCUGUUACAAACUCAAAUCCACCGUUUCCACUCUCCAAUUAAUCAUCGAGGAGAAAAACCAAGAACUGCUUAGCAAGGAAGAGAAAAUCCGAGGACUGGAGUUGUAUAUCCGAGAAAAAUCCUACUUGUUUGAGAGUGACAUAGAUUUUUGCCAAUCUGAGAGCUCGCUGCAACACGCUAGUGAAGCAGAAGAAAAGGUUUAUGAACUUGAGAAGCAGGUGUUUAGACUAAAACGUGAAGUGGAAUUGCAACGGAAGAGACGGCUUGAAGUGGAAACUAGAGUUGAAAUCGCAGACAAGAAAGUUGCAGAACUUAGCUCAAAGCUUAAAAAUAUUGAUGGGAAGUGGUUCUCUUCUAAGUUUGGUCUUAACCAGAAUAAAACUCAGGCAUAUCUAAUAACUCUAUGGCACCAACAUAUUAGCCCAACUCUUCAUAUCACUCUUCAAAAGGUGUCCCGGAAAAUUGAACAGGUCCAGAAAUGGUCAGAGCCUCACAUUGAAACACUGAACUCAAAAUGGAUUCCAAGCAUCAAAGAUGCUUUUGUAACAUUAACCAUUUACCUCGAACCAAAAGUUCAGUAUCUAACCGACAAGUCCAUCGAAGUGUUAUCUAUCUCCAAGGAGGCUUUCACACCACAUCUCAUCCAAGGAUAUGACGUUUCAUGCUACUAUCUUGAGGUAAUCAGGACACAUACACACCCAUACGCGAGCCAAAUCAUGACCAUAGCGAAACCACACUUGGAGAAAGUGCAAGUUGUCUUAGAGCCAUAUACCAAAACCGUAAGAGAUGGCUUUAAGAAGCUGGUUAACUCCACCAAAAUCUACCAUCAGCAGGCUCAAGAAAUGCUCAAGAACAAUGAGGUUACGAAACCGAUUGCUACCAUGGAUUUAGCUUGGGUUGGGGCCACGGCGUUGAUUGGCUUCCCUCUAAUAUUCAUCAUCAAAUUGCUUUCUGCAGUCUCCAAUCCUAAGAGGAAAAAGAGAUACAGCCAUAAACAAGAAACCAUCACCGGGUAUCGCAGAGCCAAGCGUCGUCAUCCUCACCAUUGA